GAGAGAGAGAGAGAGAGAGAGAGAGAGAGAGAGAGAGAGAGAGAGAAAGAGUUCUUACUCAUUAAGCGAUCGACCAAGUUCAGCUAAGCCCACACUCUCUCUCUCUCUGCUGCACACACGCGCGCUCACACAGUGGUGCACACACAUCGAUACAGACACAAACAGAAAGCAGAAGUGGAGAGAGGCUCUGUAUUUGGGGCGACGUGGUUGGUUAUGGCUCAUGGUUCUGACAGUAAUGAUUCCAGUUAUGCCAAGUCCCCUUCGCCAGCGAGUAGCAGGCAGGGCUCCUCAGACAACAUCAAGAAGGUAAUGAGAAGAGAGAAGAACCGUAUCGCUGCCCAGAAGAGCAGGAUGAGACAGACCCAGAAGGCAGACAGUCUACACCUGGAGAGUGAGAACCUAGAGAAGGAGAACGCAGCUCUGAGGAAGGAGGUGAAGAGACUAACAGAAGAGGCCAAGUAUCUCUCCUCCGUCCUGACUACCCAUGAGCCUCUCUGCACCGGCCUGGCCCCUCAGACGACCCAUGACCUCCUGUACUCCCCCCACCACCACGGGAGCAGUGCCUUCCACCACCAGCACAGUAUUGCUGUGUCUCACUACCAGCACUGAUCACCACAGACCAACAAGGGGGACUGGAGAGAAGCUGGAGACGUUUAGUGACCUUGGUACACUAUGGCACCCUAUUUACUUAGUAGUGCACUACUUUUAACCAGAGCCCUAUGUGUCAAAAAGUUGUGUACUAUAUAGAGCCACUUGAACAGAGUAAAGAAUGGUGUUUGAAACGGCACGGAACAAGCAGCAAUUAGGAAUGGUUUCUUGGUGUAAAAUAACUGAUUUUCUUAUUUUGAAAAGAUGACAAAAGGCAGUUCGAUAUAAAAAUGACUUCCGAACCCAUCUUUACGACGUGACUAUAGAAUCAAUCAAUGUAUGGACAAUGCAAAUAGUCCAUGUCUAACUGUAGGACAGAAAACCCAACAUGAUCGCGAUACCAGAACACCAGUUUGUGGAAAUGUUUCUUGUCCUCUAUUCAUACAAUGAUGAAUGAUAAAAAUGAUUGUUUUAUGUUUUUUAAAUUUUUAUUUUUAUUUUUUUUAAUUCUUUUGUAUAUAACAUUUGAUCCCUUCAAUCUUGGAGGUUACAGUGUUUGUGUGCAUUGCUCUUGUGUCAGUUGUAAAUUUGACCUUUUUAAAUAUUCGAAGUAA
Molecule: messenger RNA, 1202 nt
Organism: Salvelinus namaycush (lake trout)
Lineage: Eukaryota; Metazoa; Chordata; Actinopteri; Salmoniformes; Salmonidae
Product: basic leucine zipper transcriptional factor ATF-like
Exons: 3
Coding region: 214-609 (131 amino acids)
Biological process (GO): regulation of transcription by RNA polymerase II
Cellular component (GO): nucleus
Molecular function (GO): RNA polymerase II cis-regulatory region sequence-specific DNA binding; DNA-binding transcription factor activity, RNA polymerase II-specific
Source: RefSeq, a predicted model, not a curated record